UUCAUAUGAAAGUUAUGUUGUCUGCUUGCUUACAGUCCAACACAGUCCAACAUGGCUGGCGAUAGUGGAGGUUUAUCUAUUCAUAAGUAUUUUUAUUGUGUAUGUUGUUAUUCCAUUACAAGAUGUACCCGGUUAAUUUUGUAGUAUCUAAAGAAGGUAGAACGACAAAAUGCCUAGACCAGGCAAAAAAACAGGGAGAAGGCUGACAUUGAAAGGAAGGAGCAAUAAAAACCUUGGAGACGUGACAAUCAACGAUUUUGCAAAUUCUCCGACCGGGGUUCAUGCAAGACUUAAAAAAGCUACUACAAGUGUCUCCUCUGAAGUGAAACAAGUAAUGACAAAGCAGGAAGAUGACGACCGUGCAUGGGAUGAAAAGUUUGAUGAUUUUAAUGAAGUCACAGAGCUUUCUGAAGAAGCGAAUGAUGACAAACCGGAGGAUGGUAUUAAGAAGCAAAGCAGACAUCGUAAGAAGGGAAAGUCCAUCACACAGCCGUUAAUAGAUGAAGGAGGUAUUGAUUAUCCAUUGGAUUUGUGGUUUCUUAUAUCGGAGUACAUCAGUCCAGAAGCAGUUGGGAAAUUUGCGAGUAUUUGCAAAAGUUCCUGUCAUGUUGUGAAAACCGCAAAAUUUUGGUUUCAUCUGUACAAGAGGUACUACAAAUCGGUACCAGGUUUACCGGAACGUUUGCAGCCAGAGUGCAUGGUGCGUUUGUAUGGAUUGCGUGCUUGUGUGAUUAGAACUUUGCAUUACACUUAUUUUGCCUUUCGGGACAAUAGGAUUCCCAAUUAUUAUGCAGCUCAUAGAGAACCAUAUGCGUUGGUGAAACGUCAGUGCUGUCUUAUGUGGCAUAAAUUUAAAUUUUGUUUACAGAAAGGAAAAGCGCGCUGGUAUUUUUUCUUUAAAAUGAAAGACGUAUCAAACACCCAGAGUAUUUCUUUAAAACAGUUGGACAGAACCGGUAACCGAAAACCAGAUCUUGUUGAAAUAUUAGAGGAUGUCUCUGCAAAUCCGGAGGAAGGCUGUAAGGUCCUUCGAGUGGCUUGUGCAAAGUAUAGCAUGGUACCCAUGGUGAUUGGUUUAACACUACAGACUGUGACAGUAACUUUGUCAUCAGGUUACGAUCAUCAUAAACUACAACUUGGAUUUGGAACUGCAUGUACUCCUAAAAAUAUAGCGAGUCAGUUAGUGGUCUUGGAUGGAGUCAUCGAAAUUCGGGUUUUGGAUUGGUGGAGCCCUUUUUAUCCUCAUCAGGAUAUGGCAACCACUAUUGUUGUACCACCUUCCAAUGAUUCAUCAGAUUGGAACACAUUGUGUCUUGAUGGACAGUCCAUGUUUACAGCUGUAAGCAAUUCCUUGAGAGUUGAAAUUGCGAACACAUAAUCAGUUUCUCAAAACUAAUAACUUUCCAUGUGUUGUAUAGAUUCUUACAGUUUUUUUAAUUUACACUUGGAAAAUUUAUCUUUUUCUAACCAAUAAUUCUCAAUUCACUUUAUAGUACUAUGGAUUACAGUUGAAACUCAUUCUUAGUUUUCUUUCUUUGUUAUUAAAAACAAGUGAUUUAUAUUAUUUUUGACAAACAUUGAAGACCACUGCAAAUGUACAUAUAAUUAAGAAAUAAUACUUUAAUUUCAGACAUAACUUGUAUUAAAAGAAAGUUGCUUUGCAUCUUGCCAAAAAUUGCAGAAGCUUAUACUGUGUCAGACAUUUAUUUUAAAGUAACAUUGAAAUAAAGUACAAAAUGUCGUGGUUUAACAUAAUAAUGUGGUUUUCGUUAACAAAACAUAUUUUUCAUAAGCAUCUCGAUAGGUACAUACCGUAACCACAGGAAAAGACAUUACAUUUUAUAGUAUGCGUGUUUGGUUCAAAAUUUUUCAUUAUUUUAUAUUAUUUCUAUAUCAAGAAGUCAAGUUCAAUGAAAUUAAGUUACCGCAAGUUUUGAAACAUUAACUGUAUUGUGUUAUGAACAACACAUUACAUUCUAGAGUAACAAUAUAUGAAGUUGGCAAGUAUGAUCUUCCUGUCAAUUGUCAUUGAAGAUGUGAAUUUGAUGUUUUGUUGUCAGCUGCUGCCUGUUACAGACAAGUUUAAGAACUUAAAUAAAUACCUUAAAAUUUAGUAUA
This is a messenger RNA of Cephus cinctus (wheat stem sawfly), 2118 nucleotides long. It is a transcript of the gene fsd, whose product is annotated as transmembrane protein 183. Gene Ontology annotation, cellular component: SCF ubiquitin ligase complex. The transcript is spliced from 8 exons. NCBI's taxonomy places the organism in Eukaryota, Metazoa, Arthropoda, Insecta, Hymenoptera, Cephidae. Gene Ontology annotation, biological process: regulation of protein stability. The coding region runs from base 170 to 1378 and encodes 402 amino acids. The record is from RefSeq and is a predicted model, not a curated record.